AUGACCUGUGGUGAUUAUUGUCUGUACAAGUACGAUUUAGCAACUGUGUUGCAACCUAGAAAAGAUAACAAGAGAGGAGGAAAACAUCCUUUUUUGUGGAAAACUGGAAAACUAAAAGAGGAAGGUAAUGAUCGAGCUCAAUCUCUUGUCAUUAAAUACGAUUCAGAGAGUGAGGAUGGAAAUUUAAUUUAUUACUGUGAUUCAGGACAUGGAAAAAUUAAGGUUUUGAGGGCAUGGGACGGUGUGUUAUUGAGAGUUAUAUCACAAAUGCCUUGUGUAAGAAAUUCCUUAGAUUCUUCAACAGAACUAUUCGUCAAGUUUGUUGCUCCAUGUGGUAUUGACAUGCGACAUGAUGGACAAAAUAAUGAAUUUGUAGUUAGCGACAUGGGUGCCAAUAUGAUUUAUUUCAUACGUGAGAUUGGUGACGAUUGGAUUGUAACAAAAAGUUUACCAAAAGGUUUAGGAGAUUCUGAAAAUAUUCAAAGAUUUGAAUAUCCAACUGGGCUCUGUAUUGAUAAGAAGAGCGGAAACGUCAUUAUUUGUGAUUAUUUAAAUGGUGUGAUGCAAAUUUUGGAUAAGAAUGGCAACUUUAUCAAAACGUUUGGGUCCUUGCGAAAAUCACUUGCACUGUUGAGUAACAAUGAAUUCUUUUAUCACACAGGAGUGUGUAUCAAUGAAACGGAAGGAGAAUUAAUCAUUGUGGAUAGUUACAAUCAGCGAAUUUUAAUAUUUCAAUAA
This is a messenger RNA of Naegleria fowleri, 738 nucleotides long. RefSeq lists its product as uncharacterized. Lineage: Eukaryota; Heterolobosea; Eutetramitea; Acrasida; Naegleriidae. Bases 1 to 738 code for a protein of 245 amino acids. The transcript has a single exon. Gene Ontology annotation, molecular function: protein binding. The record is from RefSeq and is a predicted model, not a curated record.